Molecule: messenger RNA, 1261 nt
Organism: Melanotaenia boesemani (Boeseman's rainbowfish)
Lineage: Eukaryota; Metazoa; Chordata; Actinopteri; Atheriniformes; Melanotaeniidae
Product: CD209 antigen-like
Exons: 4
Coding region: 208-708 (166 amino acids)
Molecular function (GO): signaling receptor activity
Source: RefSeq, a predicted model, not a curated record
GUUGGUAAGUGUGAUACAAAUAAUAUUGGUCUGUUAAACUUUAUCUCCAAGUCGAAGAUGGCAAAUAAAUGGAAAGAAUUAAAUGUUAUGAAAGAGAUGCAAUUGUAGCUAUGUACUUAUUAGACUAAGAAAACUGUAGCCUUUUAAGAACAAAAUCUUAUACAGUAAAUAACAGCUUUCUUUUAUAUAUCACUUUGGCUCUUUAAAAUGUGGAUACUAAAACAAACAAAAGGAAAAAAAAAGAAAAUUUUUUCCUCACAAUCCAAAUUAAUAGUUUCACAGCUUAACACCCGAACUGAACAAAGGGACAAGUUGCAGAGGAUCAAGUCUGGUCAACAAGGAUGGAUGCUUUUUGGAGGGAGUGCUUACUAUGUUUCUUCUACCACUAAAAGCUGGGAAGAAAGCAGAAAUGAUUGUCGUCAAAAAGGUGCAGACCUGAUAAUUAUAAACAGUGAAGAAGAACAGAAUUUUGCAAACCAGUUGAAGAAGUAUAUGUGGAUUGGUCUGACUGACUCAGAGAAUGAAGGGACAUGGAAAUGGGUGGAUGGGAGUCAACUCACCACAAGCUACUGGGGUCCAAAUGAGCCAAACGGUAACAGAAAAGAAAAUUGUGGAGAUAUAAAGACUUUUAAAACACAAAAAAGCUGGAAUGAUGAGGAGUGUUCCCAUACACUCUCCUGGAUAUGCGAGAUGAGACUUCCACUGUAACCCAGAAAUAAGAAGAAAAGACACAUUCAUGUUGUUUUUAUCUACAGCUUAUCAGGAAAAAAAAGCAGCGUCUACACUUUUCCAUGUACUCUAAUCACAUCAGUUUCAUAAACACGGAUUUUAACAAGUCCUCCAUGCUACUGUCAAAAGAUGCAUGUGAGGACUUUGCAGAUCACUUCAGAAGUAAAAUCAAUGCUUGUAGAUCCAAUCUUUUAUCUCAAUGGAAUGUUAAUUUUAAAUUAUCUGAUGCAUUGUUUUUAUCAGAGGAAACACUGGAGAGUUUUGUUCUGGUUGAUGCAAAGGUACUUGGUCAAGUUUUGUCCCAAACAGGCACAACAACAAGUCUUUUAGAUCCCAUUACCUACAUUUGAUUAAAAGACAAAAAAGGGGGUUCAAGUUCUUGUUUGGGUACAAACUGAAAUUGGGUAGAAACUAGAAUAAUUUUAAACUACUUUGUUAUACUUUGUUGUGUAAAGGCUUGUUUCUUUUUAUUAUGUGAAGCACAUUGUGUUGCUUUUUGCUUUUUGACAUGAAAAGUGCUUUAUAAAUAAAA